Messenger RNA from Botrytis cinerea B05.10, 749 nucleotides. RefSeq lists its product as hypothetical. The transcript is spliced from 2 exons. The record is from RefSeq and is a predicted model, not a curated record. The coding region runs from base 206 to 625 and encodes 139 amino acids. NCBI's taxonomy places the organism in Eukaryota, Fungi, Ascomycota, Leotiomycetes, Helotiales, Sclerotiniaceae.
GAUUCAUUUCAUUCUCAUACCUCAUAUCAGAUCAUCAGCAAAGAAUUUUCUCUUCUCUUCUCUUCUCUUAGAUAUUCCACAAACACAAGAAACCAGAUAUAACAUCUCCAAAACAAAGUCCUCAUUACAUUACACUACAUUUUUGAUUGCUUUGCUCACAACUCUAUCGAUAUUAUAAUAUCCGUACCCCUCAACUUACCCCAAAAUGUAUCCCAAGAUCUCUCUUCAAGCCACAACCGCUAUCGCCAUCUUUUCUGCUCUCACCAGUGCACUUCCUUCUCCCAUCGACACAAACACAAAAACAUCGGCUUGUUCCGCCGCCACGCUCGACACCACAUGUAUCGAUACCUACAACAGCUGCAUGACCAGUGCAUCUGGCGACAAUGACGCGAUCCAAUCCUGCGCACUCAACCUAUCUACCUGCACAAGCACAAGCACAACGGCGAAGAGAGAUUCAGAGAACCAGGAGAAGAGAGUCGCGACCGUGUGCACGAAUGGUGCGGUGGGGAGUGUGGCGUGUGUUGGAACGUUUGCGACGUGUAUGCAGGCGGCGGUUGGAGCGGGCCAGAUUACGAGUUGUGCGUUGGCGUUGAGUGCGUGUGAGGUCGGGGUUAAUACGAAGUGAGGAGAGGGGGAUGGGAAUACUUGGAAGAAGGGGAGAUAGGGAAAGGGGAGAGAGACAUACAAAGACGCUUGUCAUGUAUUAUUUUGUAAUUUGGAUUUAAUUUUCGUUUCGAGAAGAUGAAUCA